Messenger RNA from Cladophialophora carrionii CBS 160.54, 2496 nucleotides. RefSeq lists its product as uncharacterized. The record is from RefSeq and is a predicted model, not a curated record. Gene Ontology annotation, cellular component: peroxisomal membrane. Bases 1 to 2496 code for a protein of 831 amino acids. The transcript has a single exon. Gene Ontology annotation, molecular function: long-chain fatty acid transmembrane transporter activity; ABC-type transporter activity; ATP hydrolysis activity. NCBI's taxonomy places the organism in Eukaryota, Fungi, Ascomycota, Eurotiomycetes, Chaetothyriales, Herpotrichiellaceae. Gene Ontology annotation, biological process: very long-chain fatty acid catabolic process; fatty acid beta-oxidation; long-chain fatty acid import into peroxisome.
AUGGCGGUUCACUCGAAGGAGGACCCUUUGAUGGUGCUGUACAGCCACUACCGUAACCUAUUCCGCUCUCACAUCCACCGAACGCCUAGGUCUGUCAAACUCGCUGGAACAGCCGCCCUGGUUCUCUCGAUCCUGUCAUCCAGCUAUGGCGGCUUCAAAUGGUGGCGGGCGCGCUCGAAAGAGAAGGCGCGGGGCCGUGCGUUGGUGCGAAAGAACAGUGGUCUAAGAGGAAAGGCAGGAGAGCGUAUCAUAUAUGUGCCCAAGGGCGACACCACAUCCAGAGUGGUUAUUCAUCCCGUCCGUCCUACCACUUUCGACGCCCACCGGCGGCUAUUCUUGACCCCUCCACGAGUGACGCGGCUCAGCAGCGGCACAUCUACGCCGGCGUAUGGUCCUCCGCCAGCUCAAACCAAGCCCGGCCUGAAUCUGGCCUUCCUCCACCAAUUCCUCAGUCUCGCCAAUAUCAUGAUUCCAAGAUUUCGAAGUAAGGAGACAGCGUUGCUGCUGAGCCAUGCGCUCUUUCUGAUAUUGCGGACGUACUUGUCUCUGCUGGUGGCGAGGCUCGACGGUGCGAUUGUCCGGGACCUAGUAGGCGGCCAUGGAAAGCAGUUCCUGCUGGGCCUGUUGAGAUGGUUGUCCAUCGGGACAUUGGCCUCCUACACCAAUGCGACCAUCAAGUUCCUACAGUCCAAGAUUUCCAUCGCAUUUCGCACGAGGCUGACGCGCUACAUCCACGACUUGUAUCUGAACUCAAAUCUUACCUACUAUAAACUUUCGAACUUGGAUGGGGGAGUAGAAGGUGCAGACCAGUUUAUCACCCAGGAUUUGACGCUAUUCUGCACAGCCGCAGCCUCGCUAUACUCUUCCCUCGGAAAACCGCUUGUCGACAUCUUUGUAUUCAACUACCAAUUAUACCGCUCAUUAGGUCCACUGGCGCUGACCGGUCUGCUGGUCAACUAUUUUGGCACUGCCACCAUGCUCCGCAGACUCUCUCCUCCAUUCGGAAAAUUGAAGGCCGUUGAAGGGAAAAAGGAAGGCGAGUUCCGGGGUUUGCAUUCGAGAUUGAUAGCCAAUGCAGAAGAAGUCGCCUUUUACGGCGGCGCCGAUGUCGAAAAGGUCUACCUGGACAGGUCUUUCAAGGAGCUUCGGAGUUGGAUGGAAGGCAUCUACAACGUCAAAGUGAGAUACAACAUGCUGGAAGAUUUCAUCUUGAAGUACUCGUGGUCAGCGUUUGGCUACGUCAUCACGUCGAUACCUGUCUAUCUACCCGCCUGGGCAGGGUUGAACAGCAUUCUCGAGGCGACAGCUGGUGCUGGCACAGAAGUUUCCGAGUCAAGCCGCUCGGGCUCCCACAUGAAGGAGUUUACAACCAAUAAGCGGCUUAUGCUGUCUUUGGCUGACGCUGGCGGCAGGAUGAUGUACAGCAUCAAAGACCUGUCUGAGUUGGCCGGCUAUACAUCUCGCGUCUACCAGCUGAUCUCCACCCUCCACCGGGUCCACGCUAAUGCGUACGGUCCCCAUCACCGCCGUGCGUCACAAAGGAUCGAGCUCUACUCGCUCGCAGACGUCCAGGGGACCAUACAUUAUGGUUUUGAUGGCGUAAGACUGGAAGAUGUCCCCGUGGUGGCACCAAGCCUGUGGCCGUACGGCGGAGAAGAUCUCAUCGAAUCCCUCUCCUUCCACGUCCGCAGCGGCGAGCAUUUGCUCAUCUCCGGCUCCAAUGGCGUGGGCAAGUCAGCCAUAUCCCGUAUCGUGGGAGGCUUGUGGCCUGUGUACCGGGGCCUGGUGUCACGACCUCGCAACAACGGGCAAGACGGAAUCAUGUUCUUACCGCAGAGACCGUACCUCAGCAUCGGCACGCUCAGAGACCAAGUCAUCUACCCGCACACAGAAAUGGACAUGCAAGAGAACAACCGUCGUGACAGCGAGCUGGAGCGGAUCCUCGAGGAAGCCAAGCUCGGACAUCUGCUUGCUCGUGAAGGCGGAUGGGAUACGCGCAAGGAAUGGAAGGAUGUCCUCAGUGGAGGUGAAAAACAGCGCAUGGGUCUCGCGCGAUUGUUCUACCACGAACCGAAAUACGCGUUCCUGGACGAAGGCACCUCGGCUGUGUCGUCCGACGUUGAAGGUCUGCUGUACGAACGGUGCAAGGAGAAGGGAAUCACAGUCAUCACGCUCUCCACCCGUGCGAGUUUGAGAAGACAUCACACCUUUAAUUUGAUUCUCGGUCUCGGAGAGGAAGGGUAUGAUUGGGAAAUGGUGCGCAUCGGCACGGAAGAGGAGAAAUCGGGCGUGGAGAAGGAGAUUGGCGAAUUGAAAGAGAAGCUCUCCAUGGUACCGGAAUGGGAGCGACGACGGGCCGAGAUUCAAGCCGAGCUGAGUCAAGUGCUCGUCACUGGGAUCCAGGAGGGCGGUGGCAGUGGCAGCGGUAGUGGCAUCAGCUCCGGGCAUCUCGAGAAACCCAGUGACGUGGACGACGGAUCAGAUCCAGAAGGGUAG